AUGGCGCGUUCCCUCCUCGCCAUCCUCCUAUGCCUCACCCUCGCGACCUCCGCCCUCGGCCGCACGUACGACCGCCCCCACUUGCACCGCAUGCACUCUCGCCGCGGCCUGCAUCGCGUGCGUGACUCCGCAGCCGGUUCGCGGCGCCGUCUCUUCUCUUCCGCGUUCGGCGACGAAGCUUCCUCCAGCGAUCCCAACAGCGACUACAUCGGCUUCGACGAUUUCGUCAGCGGGCCGACCGCUCCCGCUACCGCGCAGCUGAAGGCAUUGUUGGACAUUAAAGCCGCCUGGAAGAGCGGCUUCUACGCAGCUUCCACGUGGAAGGAGGGCAGUACGGACACAUCCGCGUGGGAGGGCCUCGAUAUUGACGACUCUGGGAACGUCGUCAGCAUGCGGCUGGUCUCCGCGGGCGUCGAAGGCCCGCUGCCCGCGGCAUUCGCUGCACUGACGGCCCUCACGUCGCUUGAUCUCCGCCAGAAUAAGCUGACCGGAGAGAUUCCCCGCGGUGUUUUUUCCAAGAUGCCUUACCUUAAGGAGUUCUAUGUGGCUGAUAACAAGCUCUCGGGGCUGUUUCCGUGGAGACAAAUCUUCGGGCAGGCGAAUUCCCCGCUGCAAAUGUUCGAAAUAGACGGCAACGCUUUCACCGGCGGCAUUCCCAACACCCUCUUCCAAAACUCGCCGAAUCUCCAGACUUUCACCGCGAGCGGCAACAAGUUCACCGGGCAGAUGCCGACUGGUUUGUCUGGCUGCCCGCUUCUUUCGGUCAUCGAUUUGUCGGACAACCAGCUGGCAGGCGGAAUUCCAUCCGCAUUCGGCCGGAUGGACGGGCUGGAGGUGUUUGACGUCAGCAACAACCUGCUAACCGGUUACCUGCCGGCGACCUUCGGAUUCUCCACGACGCUCAUGAAUCUUGAUGUUAGCAACAACAAGCUGAGCGGUUACCUCCCCGCAUCGCUAGCCAAUCUCGGCCAAUCGCUGCGGGCCUUCAAAGUGUCGAACAACUACUUCACUGGAGCUAGUGGUAAGGCGGGAUGCCGGUGCAAGGAGGGCUUUGUGGUUUCUGCUGAUGGCAUGACUUGCACCAAGCCAACUGUGGCAUGA
Closterium sp. Naga37s-1 is the source of this 1101-nucleotide messenger RNA. The record is from the annotation of a GenBank genome assembly. NCBI's taxonomy places the organism in Eukaryota, Viridiplantae, Streptophyta, Zygnematophyceae, Desmidiales, Closteriaceae.